Messenger RNA from Verticillium alfalfae VaMs.102, 940 nucleotides. RefSeq lists its product as hypothetical. The transcript has a single exon. The record is from RefSeq and is a predicted model, not a curated record. Bases 105 to 527 code for a protein of 140 amino acids. NCBI's taxonomy places the organism in Eukaryota, Fungi, Ascomycota, Sordariomycetes, Glomerellales, Plectosphaerellaceae.
CCUACGGAGGAUCAGGAGACCAUUCUACAUCGCUGUAUUGUGCGAGCGACGCAUCAUUCGGCGAUGAUCCCAUCACCAGAUUUAGUUCACAAGGAUACACCACCAUGCUCUUUGGAGGUCCAAUUGACUGGAAAGCUACAAAGCAGCGAUCCGUGGUCACUUCUAGCACCGAAGCUGAGCUGGUGGCCCUCAGUGUCGCAGCGAGGAACUACCUUGCCACUCUUCGUCUGAUCAAGGAGCUUCAGCUACGUUUUCAUGGCAAGGUUCCGAUCCAGAUGUUCUGUGAUAACCGCCAAACGCUGCUGUUACUCACUAGUGAGAGGCCUCAAGCCACUACGAAGCUCAAGCAUGUUGACAUCCAUCGUCUUUGGAUCCGACAAACAGUCAGACAGGGGAAGAUAUCCGUGGACUGGAUGAGCACUGACAAGAUAGUGAGCGAUGGGCUUACAAAGAUUCUCCCGACUCAGAAGCAUCAGAACUUCGUGAAGCUUCUGCAGAUGGAGUGCGUACCAGCGGUCCACCAGUGAACAGCUUGCUCAAUUUCGCCCACCUCUCCUAACACUUACACACAUCCUUAUUUGCUUCACAAGCACGAUUUCCUUCAUCUGCCCUGAGAACGCCAACUGUUCCAAAGGCACCAAAUUCUCUACCAAAAGCCGCCAACAGGCAUCUGCCUGAUCUUUCGUGGUUCAGAUGGUCAGAGAGAGGCUCGCCUACCCAUCUGAGGGGGUGUGUUGCCGAUCAGGCAAGGUUCUGUUCUGUGACCCAGGAGUACUUUCAUCCCAAAUGUGGAGUCCUCAUUUGAUGCAUUUGUUCUGUCGUUAUCGCCCCGGUAAGACUCCUUACCGAUGCUGGAUCUGACCAAUUACCUUCGUUUGGACUUCUGGAAGUCUCCUUUUGUACCUUAACAACAAUCAAUCCACUUUGUUCAAUUCCGUGG